Pleuronectes platessa (European plaice) is the source of this 3349-nucleotide messenger RNA. Its product is annotated as exocyst complex component 6B. The transcript is spliced from 3 exons. Gene Ontology annotation, cellular component: exocyst; membrane. Bases 981 to 1397 code for a protein of 138 amino acids. Gene Ontology annotation, biological process: Golgi to plasma membrane transport; exocytosis; intracellular protein transport. The record is from RefSeq and is a predicted model, not a curated record. Lineage: Eukaryota; Metazoa; Chordata; Actinopteri; Pleuronectiformes; Pleuronectidae.
CCCCCCCCGACUCCCACUGAAAUGAACGAUUCACUCUUCCUGGAAACCAUCCCUCAAAAUCCUCCUGUCUCCAGAUCAGCAGUGUUCAUGUGCUUGUCUCUUUAUUUAGCAGCUGAACUCAUGUCUCUGUUGAUAAGAUCAGUUCAGUAACAUGAGAGUUAAUCGUGACUCCGGCUGCCAGAGUUCUGAUUUUCUUGUUGAAGCAGCGGUUGGUCGGAAUGAUUUAUUCACCAGAUUUUGAUCCAGGAGUUUGUCUUUAGCCAAGUUGAUCUGAAAUCCACACCCGUCUGUGGAGGGAGGAUAGAGAGACAGAGAGAGAGAGAGAGAGAGAGAGAGACUGAACGAAAAUGCUUUAAAAUCCAUUUGCUCUAAUACUUUCACAAACACAGAGUUAGAUCAGUUUUGUCAGCUGUAAUUCCACAUGGGAGAUUUUCAAAUUUCAGCCUCUGCUCAUGUCUUUGGUUCGAGGGAAGAUAGAAAACAACAAGAACCAAAUUUUACAUUUGAUAGAAACCCCUGGAAAUUAAGAUCCAUGAAUUAUUCCCCAAGAAAUGAAAGUCAAAAAAGGAAUCUGCUACUGUCCCAUUCCUCUGGACCGUGGUCGCACUGGGACAGCUGGUGUGUGUGUGUCUGUGUGUGUGUGUGUGUGUGUGUGACGGUUGGGUUCAGGCAAGGGCCUGCUGAGACAGGGAUGAGUUUGUGUGUCUGUGUGUGUGUGUGUGUCGGGGCUGAACAGCGGCCAGCGCACAUGCUGGACGAAAUCAGCGAACAGGUCGACCUUUGACCUUUCAACUCCUCACCAGGCGUACGGGGGAAAGAGGAGAAGGAGGACAAACACGUGGACUUGAGGAGAGAGAGAGAGAGAGAGAGAGAGAGAGAGAGAGAGAGAGAGAGAGAUGGCGAAAGUGCAAAAUGUGAAAAAACAGAAAGGCGUAAACGAGGGAGAGGGUUUCCUGUGAAAGGAUGGAGGAGGAGAGCGGAUGAAUGAAUCCAAAAGGAAGAUGACAGGAGGAGAAGGAGGAGGAAAGGAGCGAGGGAGAGACGGCUCCGGCCAGAUUGUGAACUCCCCGAGACGGAGGACAAGACGUGAAUGCGUGAAAGUGUUGACGGAGCGGUGCAAAAAGAGCGAGGGAUCAGGAGUGAAAGUGUGCAGUCAGUUACUGGAGCUGUUCACCGAGUGGGACUGGUCCACGUAUCUCGCUGACUACGGCAAAUCCACCUGCAAAUACCUGAGAGUGAACCCACACACUGCACUGGUCCUGCUGGAGAAGAUGAAGGAGACGAGCAGGAAGAACAACGUCUUCGCUCAGUUCAGGAAGACGGACAGAGACCGACAGAAACUCAUCGACACCGUCAUCAAGCAGCUACGCAACCUCAUCGCACAGCACCACGCCUGAUUGGACAGCCGGCCCCAACGCCAUCGCCUGAUUGGCUGAUUGAAUCCAUCGCUGCGCUGUAUCAACCGUCUGUUCACCUUCACUUCCUGGGACUCCACUGGACUUCACACUGCACAAUCUUUUUUCUGGAAUCAGAACUUUUCAGUUUGUCUGAGGACGAGGACGAGCUCUCCGUCCUGCAGCGUUAAAUACUCAUCACAACAUUUCACUUGUAUCCAUCCACAACUGGAAAUAGUCCCAAACAAAUGCACAAUGUUUCCCUGUUCUGUGUAAAGUUUUGUAAAGUGACAGGUGCUUAACGUUUCUGACCUCCGGCCUCAGGGGGCGAUGGAGGACGUGUUUGAGUUGCGGUUACCCACUUGUGGCCUAUAUUCCCCCCCCCAAUCGCCUAAAGGUUGUUGGUGUAAGUUCUGAGACAAAAACACAUAAUUUGGUUUCGGUCUGUUGACAGUAUUUAAAAACACAUCAUCUGCCUUAUUCGUAGAUUUAAAACGAUUCGCCCGUGGAUUUCUUCAUGUGGGAAACAAACAGUUCAGUUAAGAAUCAUAUUUACAUUAAAUUCUAGAUUAAUCUACUUAAGUUUCUUAAUUUAAAGUAUUAAUUACUAAAUCUUUCAGUUUGCCGGACGCCACCGAGCCUCGUUGUUACUGAGAAAUGUGUGAGUCAGAUAAUCGCGGAAACCUGCGUUGUGCGGCUGUGAGAGAGAAUCUUUGUGGGUUUUUGCAGAUUUUAUUUUCGAUUCAGAAGCGUCAAACUACAACGUUGACAUUUACCUUCCACGUCUUCCAUGAUGUAUUUUGAAUGUACACCAGGGGGCGUCGUCUCCAUCGUCCUUUUCGGUUGCGGCGUUUUAAAGCACUGAACUCGAGAUCAGGUCCGGAAGAGAUAAAACAAUUUCUCGUUGAUCUGCGAACACUUGAAUGGACGCUCGGGUCGGGGUCGAAGUGGAGGGGGUGUCGUUCCACCCCUUUCCAGUGGGGGGCGCUGCCUGAGCAUUGAUACUCAUGUUGUAUCGACAGCUCGGUCUUAAAGACGAUGGCUCUAAAGUGAAAACUGUUUUGUUUGUCUUUGGCUAGAAAGAGACUAAUUUGUGUAAACACACACACACAGUCAUGUCUUCCAUACGCAGAGUUGUGUGUGUAGUUUGGCUACACAAACCUUUGUUUAGUUAUUAUAUUCACACUAUUGUUGGAGCUAGUGGAUCUUCAUGUUGCCUUUUUUUCUUGAACUCGGUGCAAUAGCAGCAACGGAACCUGCAGGAUUUUGUGUGUGUUAAUCGUUGGGCUUUAAAAAGGGAUUCGAACUUCAAACUCUCUUUUGAUCAACUGCGAUGUGUGUGCACUGUGAAAUCAACUGUACGCUGAUGUGUGCGUCUCUUUUCGGUGUCUGGGUUCGGUCACACGUACACAAAUGUUUUCGCGGUGAACCGUCGCCUCUCGUCCAAUCGGCAGGAAGGAGGAAAGAUUUGCUUCCUGCUUUGUGAUUUUGGUGAAUUUUGACUCGAGAUAUUCGUGUUGUGUUGUUAAUAAUGAAAAGGGGGGGGGGGCGCUGCUCAAUGUGCCUUUAAUGUUUUCUGUUUCAUCUUCCUGCCGCAGCUCACAGCAGCUCUGUGGCGUUCCGACCCAGUGACUGAACUUCCACACUACACGGACAACAAGGGAUCUCUGGAGCUUUUAUGUUUAGGUUGCAGAAUUUUCGACAAAUAUAACUCUUUACAUUUAUUGUUAAUACUCCUUUGCUUAAGGGCACCAUGGCAGUAACACACAAACGCGUUGGAACUGACAACCCUCAGAUACUGACGCUAUGUUCUGUAUUUUGUAAAUCUUUAUUGAGACGGAUGCACUGUUAACGAAGCUGUUGCAUUAAACCACUAACACAUUAAAGUAAAGUACUAACGCAUUUGAAAAAAAAAUGGCAACGGAAAAAUCUGUAAUAAAUGUUGAACUGUUGAA